Daucus carota subsp. sativus is the source of this 1504-nucleotide messenger RNA. Its product is annotated as probable phytol kinase 1, chloroplastic. The record is from RefSeq and is a predicted model, not a curated record. The transcript has 6 exons. The coding region runs from base 133 to 1017 and encodes 294 amino acids. Gene Ontology annotation, cellular component: chloroplast. NCBI's taxonomy places the organism in Eukaryota, Viridiplantae, Streptophyta, Magnoliopsida, Apiales, Apiaceae. Gene Ontology annotation, molecular function: phytol kinase activity. Gene Ontology annotation, biological process: vitamin E biosynthetic process.
UUACCCCGCUGUCCUUGAAUAUUAAGGUACGUACCCUGCGUGUUUCACUCCAGACGGUCAUCUUUAACGAUAAAUAGACCACACAGUCUCUCCUGUUGUGCAUCCGUAUAACACAAAGCAGAUAAGCAGCAGAUGGCCAUAAUUACCAUAUUACCCCUGCCGUCUCCGCACUCAAACGCCAGCUUCUCACUUCUCAACCGCCGCUUUUCUUCUCCUUUUCUAUCUCCCGCCGUGAAUCUCCGCCGCAUUACGCCGCUGCCUUGCGGCUUCCGAGUUGCGGCUGUUCCCGACGCCGGCGCGGCGGUUCUGCAUGACGCCGGCGCGGCGGUGGCUGUGAUGACCGGAGCGUAUGCGCUUGUCGCAACUUUCGAUACUCUCACUCAGCGCAAUAUUAUUCAGCAGAAAUUCAGCAGAAAAUUGGUACAUAUACUCUCUGGCUUUCUUUUCAUGGCCUCGUGGCCAAUUUUCAGCACCUCAACAGAAGCACGAUAUUUUGCUUCUAUAGUUCCUCUUGUAAAUCUGUCAAGGCUUGUGGUUAACGGCCUCUCAUAUGCUAAGGAUGAAGGACUUAUAAAAUCUGUUACUCGAGAAGGAAAGCCAGAGGAAUUGUUGAAAGGCCCUCUAUGUUAUGUCUUGAUUUUGAUUAUUUGUGCUGUUGUUUUCUGGCGUGAAUCACCUGUUGGAGUGAUUUCACUGGCAAUGAUGUGUGGUGGGGAUGGUAUUGCUGAUAUCAUGGGUAGAAGAUUUGGGAACUUGAAAAUUCCUUACAAUCAGCAAAAGAGUUGGGCUGGUAGCAUAUCCAUGUUUGUUUUUGGUUUCUUGAUGUCUAUUGGGAUGCUGUACUACUUUUCUGCCCGAGGUUACUUCCAGUUGGAUUGGAUCUGGACUAUCGAAAGAGUUGCUUUUAUUUCAUUGUUGGCAACUGCAGUUGAGUCCUUGCCUACUACUGGGAUAGUGGAUGACAACUUAUCUGUUCCUUUAGUAAGCAUGAUUGCGGCAUAUUUAAGUUUUCAGUAGUCGCCUUCUUCAACAGAGAAACUGCGGAGUCAUAGUAACAUUUGUUUGUACUGCGAGAUUACCUACACAACUAGAUGUCUGUAUCAAAGCCCAGAUUUAGGCUAUUCUAUGUACUGAUGUUCAUUCUUGGGGGAACUUGUGUCGCUAUAUCAUGCGUGGUGUCGGCUUUAUCAUUGCUUCCAUAACAAGACAGGAUGACAGAAAAGAGAACCAUGAACUACAAAAAUGAAAUUCGAGGUAAUGUUCUGUUUUUCUAAGUUAGAAGUGCAGCUGUAAAAUGAGUGGAGGGAGAAAAAAAAUGUGGCGGAGCAUAUGGAAGUGCAAGUCUGCAACUGCAAGUCAUCUGUAAUACUUCUAAACUACACACAGAUGAUGGAUAGCUUAAAUUUACAUUUACAUUUACAUUUUAGGAUUCUAUGAUUUUGGAGCAAACAUUAUUUGUGUUGCUUAUUGCAAACAUCUAUAUAUAGCAUUUGUUUAUCGGAAA